Leopardus geoffroyi (Geoffroy's cat) is the source of this 1596-nucleotide messenger RNA. RefSeq names its product brain derived neurotrophic factor (gene BDNF). Lineage: Eukaryota; Metazoa; Chordata; Mammalia; Carnivora; Felidae. Gene Ontology annotation, molecular function: nerve growth factor receptor binding; growth factor activity. Gene Ontology annotation, biological process: neuron projection morphogenesis; memory; negative regulation of neuron apoptotic process. The record is from RefSeq and is a predicted model, not a curated record. The transcript has 2 exons.
GCUCCUGCAUUAAGCUACAAAUAAUGAGCACUUUCUUAUGCUUUACAAUAAGUAAUUAAAAGAAAUUGUAGAGUUAGAUGCAAAAAUAACCUGAAGGACAGCUGAAUGUGUGGACCCACCAGUUUUCUCCUCGUGUGCAAAAGGUUAAUCCUUGUUAAUGCUUGGAACGUUGAGUUUCUACAGAAAGGGCUGCGUGUCCACACAUGUUUUGGCAUCUGCCCACACACUUCUGUAUGGUAUGACUCAGCAACCUAGAAGAAGGGCUGCGGUGUGUACAUUUGCGCUUCAGUGGAAUUUAACAAACUGAUUCCUGAAAAUGGUCUCAUAAAGCUCCACCAGGUGAGAAGAGUGAUGACCAUCCUUUUCCUUACUAUGGUUAUUUCAUACUUCGGUUGCAUGAAGGCUGCCCCCAUGAAAGAAGCCAACGGCCGAGGACAAGGCAGCUUGGCCUACCCAGGUGUGCGGACCCAUGGGACUCUGGAGAGCGUGAACGGGCCCAAGGCAGGGUCGAGAGGCCUGACAUCCUUGGCUGACACUUUUGAACACGUGAUAGAAGAGCUGUUGGACGAGGACCAGAAAGGUCGACCCAAUGAAGAAAACAAUAAGGACGCGGACUUAUACACUUCCAGGGUGAUGCUCAGUAGUCAAGUGCCUUUGGAGCCUCCUCUCCUCUUUCUGCUUGAGGAAUACAAAAAUUACCUGGAUGCUGCAAACAUGUCUAUGAGGGUCCGGCGCCACUCUGACCCUGCCCGCCGCGGGGAGCUGAGCGUGUGCGACAGCAUUAGCGAGUGGGUGACAGCGGCAGAUAAAAAGACUGCAGUGGACAUGUCGGGCGGGACGGUCACCGUCCUUGAAAAAGUCCCUGUAUCGAAAGGCCAACUGAAGCAGUACUUCUACGAGACCAAGUGCAAUCCCAUGGGUUACACAAAGGAGGGCUGCAGGGGCAUAGACAAAAGGCAUUGGAACUCCCAGUGCCGAACUACCCAGUCGUACGUGCGGGCCCUCACCAUGGAUAGCAAAAAGAGAAUUGGCUGGCGAUUCAUAAGGAUAGACACUUCCUGUGUAUGUACAUUGACCAUUAAAAGGGGAAGAUAGUGGAUUGAUGUUGUAUAGAUUAUAUUGAGACAAAAAUUAUCUAUUUGUAUAUAUACAUAACAGGGUAAAUUAUUCAGUUAAGAAAAAAUAAUUUUAUGAACUGCAUGUAUAAAUGAAGUUUAUACAGUACAGUGGUUCUACAAUCUAUUUAUUGGACAUAUCCAUGACCAGAAGGGAAACAGUCAUUUUGCGCACAACUUUAAAAAGUCUGCAUUUCAUUCCUCGAUAAUGUUGUGGUUUGUUGCCGUUGCCAAGAAUUGAAAACGUAAAAAGUUUAAAAAAAAUAAUAAUAAAUUGCAUGCUGCUUUAAUUGUGAAUUGAUAAUAAACUGUCCUCUUUCAGAAAACAGACAAAAAAAAAAAAAAAAAACCAACAAAAAUUUGAACCAAAACAUUCCGUUUACAUUUUAGACAGUAAGUAUCUUCGUUCUUGUUAGUACUAUUAUCUGUUUUACUGCUUUUAACUUCUGAUAGCGUUGGAAUUAAAACAAUGUCAAGGUGC